Metarhizium album ARSEF 1941 is the source of this 945-nucleotide messenger RNA. RefSeq names its product Alcohol dehydrogenase, iron-type. Gene Ontology annotation, cellular component: mitochondrion. The record is from RefSeq and is a predicted model, not a curated record. The transcript has a single exon. Gene Ontology annotation, molecular function: alcohol dehydrogenase (NAD+) activity; metal ion binding. The coding region runs from base 1 to 945 and encodes 314 amino acids. Lineage: Eukaryota; Fungi; Ascomycota; Sordariomycetes; Hypocreales; Clavicipitaceae.
AUGAAUACCAUCGACAUUUCACCCACGACCGGUGACCCUAUUGCCCCAACGACCUCGCCUACCAACUUGCCUCCUUUGGCCGCCGCCGCCGGGAGCCACCGCCGGUCUCACAGUGUUGCUAUCGCGGGCGGAAGCAGCACAGGCGUUGCUGCUCAUCGCCGUGCCAUUUCCUCUGCUGGUUCAGGCUCUGCUACCAAAGCUCGCCCGUCAGCCCGCAGCUCGGGCUCGGGCUCGUCCAAAUCUUCCCAGACCGAAGGUUCUCAUUCAGAGCCCAGAUCGCCCCGAAUUGUGUACGGCCGAGGCACGAUAGAACGUCUCCCCACCGAGCUGGGCCGCUUGCAUGCGUCUUCGCCAUUAAUCGUCUCCAGCCCAUCGAGAGUCGCUUUAGCCCGCCGCAUUCAGAGUCUCAUCCCGAACCUCAACUCGAGAAUCCUCGACUCGGCCGUUGUCAACGUGCCAGCUCGUGUUGUCGACGACGCUGUUUCUCGCAUAGACGAUCGGGACGUCGUUAUCAGCGUCGGAGGGGCCUCGGCUGUUGGCUUGGCCAAAGCAAUCGGAUGCCGCAAGGGUAUUCCUCACGUCUGCAUUCCUACAACAUAUAGCGGAUCCGAAAUGAUGCCUCUCCUGCUUGAUGCCUAUCCAGCAAGACACAGCAACAUGAAAGAUGGCAGUAGAAGCACCGAUAGUGGCAAUAAGUCUGGUGGUCGCCGUCGCCGUGAGUAUGAGAAGGGCUCGUCCUCGUGCCGCCGCAAAGGAGCACACACCACUUCCUUCCGCGAUCCCAAGGUUUUGCCUUCAGUCAUUAUAUAUGAUGAGGAUCUUGCAACGAGCUUGCCCAAGCGCAUAUCUGCCCCAACUGAUGCGGCAGCCAUGGCACUCUCAACGGAGCUGUUGAAAGAGGACGAAACCGCACAAUGGAGCUACAUCCAUCUCCCUGGUGUUUAA